AUGGUCGAAAUCAAGUCGCUUUCUUCGCCAAAGGUGGCCAUCCCAGUUGUCGGAAUUUUGGUUCUUGUUGUGGUUUCUACCCUGGUUGCCAUGUUCUAUAUUAGGUAGUUUCGCAAUUUAUCUCAAAAACAGUUUUUGAACCAUACAGAAACCCAACGGUCACCGACGGUCUUUUUGGCGGAAACAACGACGAGACAACGUCGGCGUCGUCGGUUUUGGCUAUGCAAUCAGGAGACCUUUCGACUGAGCAUGUUACAUCAUCUUCGGUAGAUGCAACCAGUUAUAAUUUACGUAAACGAUAAUGUUUUAAAGAUUCAUUCUGACGGUCAAUCCGCUCAUCUCGUCCAGUCAACCACUUCAGGAGCCUAUGAACGUACGUUGAGGGGUCUUAUCAAUAGAUUCAAUAUAAUCAAUCAAUGAUGAUGAUAAUUCGAAUGAGUCACCUGGUAUCAACAGGAAAGUGAUUAUAUGACUUUGCUCUUUUUUUAGUCAUGUGAAAUAGUCUUGCAAGAUUUCAGAACCAAGUACAACAACCUCUUCUGCAGCCGCUACUCUUCCGGUAACCUCGGCUCCAGACCAAGUUUCUACCCCAAUGCACGCGAUUGAACCCGUCCAGCAUCUUUAA
Messenger RNA from Caenorhabditis sp. 36 PRJEB53466, 625 nucleotides. The record is from the annotation of a GenBank genome assembly. Lineage: Eukaryota; Metazoa; Nematoda; Chromadorea; Rhabditida; Rhabditidae.